AUGUCAGCAGACCAGUUUGCACACAAGCCGCCCACAGGCAUCAAUGUGAUUAUCGUGGGAGCGGGCUUCGGCGGCCUCACCGCCGCCAUCGAAUGCCAUCGACAGGGCCACACUGUCGCCAUCUACGAGAACUUCCCCGCACUCAAGUCCCUAGGCGACAUCAUCUCCUUUGGACCCAAUGGCGGGCGUAUCUUCUACCGCUGGGGUAAUCAGGGUUCGAUCGCCCAGCGCAUGCGCGACGUCUCUAUCGACCUGCAGGAGUACGGCUUCAACAUCCACAAGUGGACGGGCGAGCUGGUGUGCAACCAGAAGAGCCCACCGCGCGUCGAGGAGUCGCCUGUCUUCAACGGCCACCGCGGCGAGCUGCACGAGAUUGUCUUCCGGCACGCGACUGAGGAGCUCGGCAUUCCCAUCCACCUCGGCUCCAAGGUGGUGGGUUACUUUGAGGACGAAACGAGCGCGGGCAUCGAGCUGGAAGACGGACGUCGCGUCACGGGCGACGUGGUCGUGGGCAGCGACGGUGUGCGGUCCAAGGCGCGCGAGCUGGUGCUGGGCUACGACGACAAGCCCAAGAGCUCGGGGUACGCGGUGUUCCGGGCCUGGUUCCCCAACACGGACAUGAUCGCGGACCCGGAGACCAAGCACUUCUGCGAAAACGGCGACACCUUCAACGGCUGGAUCGGCCCGGACGUGCACUUCCUCUUCUCCACCAUCAAGGGCGGCAGCGACUGCUGCUGGGUGCUGACGCACAAGGACGAAGCCGACAUCGACGAGAGCUGGAGUUUCCCGGGCAAGCUCGAGGACGUGUACAAGGUGUUCGAGGGCUGGGACCCCCUGUGCAAGCGCAUCGUCAGCAAGACCCCCGAGAGCCACCUCGUCGACUGGAAACUUGUGUACCGGGAUCCGCUGCCCACAUGGAUCAGCCCGAAGCGCCGUAUCGCGCUGUUGGGCGACUCGGCGCACCCGUUCCUUCCCACGAGCGCACAGGGCGCCACACAGUCAAUGGAGGAUGGCGUCACAAUCGCUGUGUGUCUAAGGAAGGCUGGGAGGAAGAACGUGCAGGAGGCUGUCAAGGCGUAUAUGGAUAUCAGAUACGACAGAGUCAAAGACGUGCAAAAGACCGGCGAGACGACGCGCGACAUGUGGCACAAAGCCGACUGGGACAAGGUCAAGGAGGACCCCUCGGCCGUCCACUUCCCGCGCCAAGACUGGAUUUUCGAAUUCGAUGCCGAGAAGCAUGCCGAAGAGGUGUACGAUGAUGUCGUGCAGAAGGGAAGGGAGUCCAAGGACGCGCCGGCGACGGAAGCCAAGAUCAACGGUGGUGGUGUUGGGGAAGCAAGUGUUGUGAAUGGCGUGAGUGGAACGAAUGGUCAUGUGUGA
Messenger RNA from Cyphellophora europaea CBS 101466, 1380 nucleotides. RefSeq lists its product as uncharacterized. Lineage: Eukaryota; Fungi; Ascomycota; Eurotiomycetes; Chaetothyriales; Cyphellophoraceae. The coding region runs from base 1 to 1380 and encodes 459 amino acids. The transcript is spliced from 3 exons. Gene Ontology annotation, molecular function: monooxygenase activity. The record is from RefSeq and is a predicted model, not a curated record. Gene Ontology annotation, biological process: secondary metabolite biosynthetic process.